AUGAGGACAGAAAUGAAUCGGCAGGCCCUGCCCCACAGUGCUGUGGAUAUGGCAGUACACCCUGUGGAGUACAGGGACUCACAGAAACCCUCAGUACCCAGCCAUGGGCCAAAGAUGCCAUCAGGCAAAAAGGUGAAGGCUCCACGCUGUCCCCUGUCCCGGUCGUGGAAGCAGGACCAUGCGCAGACUCUGGCGGCAGCCUAUGUGCCGGUGGUGGUGGACCCCAGGGGGCAGAACCCGGACAAGUUCAGGCUCAAUUUCUACACCUCCCAGUACUCCAACACCCUGAACCCCUUCUACACCUUGCAGAAGCCUACCUGCGGCUACCUGUACCGCCGGGACACCGACCACACCCGCAAGCGCUUCGACGUGCCUCCUGCCAACCUGGUCUCGUGGUGCUCGUAG
Messenger RNA from Eubalaena glacialis (North Atlantic right whale), 405 nucleotides. It is a transcript of the gene CIMIP3, whose product is annotated as ciliary microtubule inner protein 3. The transcript has 2 exons. The coding region runs from base 1 to 405 and encodes 134 amino acids. NCBI's taxonomy places the organism in Eukaryota, Metazoa, Chordata, Mammalia, Artiodactyla, Balaenidae. The record is from RefSeq and is a predicted model, not a curated record.